UAACGAUCAUUCUGUUUUGUUUCGUUGCAGUUAUCGUGCCGCAGCUCGUCCUCGAUCAACGACAACAUCAAUAUGAUUAAUUGCGAUAUAUUUGAAUGCGAUGCCGGUGUCGGCGAACGAUUUCGUAACGGUCCACGAAACGAAGCUACGAGCAAAACUUACCAAUCACGCCACGUACACCAAAAGUAAAACAAAAAUAGAAAAUAAGAGAAGGAGCAUAUACGUCAGGGUGCGUACGCCUGAUUUGGGGGGAUUUACACGUGUGGUAGUGGACAAAUAGGACGAAUGUUUGCAAUGACGUUCUUGCUGCUGCCGCUGAUGACAUUGCUAAACCUAUUCUACGCCGUCCAAUGUAGCACCGAAAUUUCGUAGAGGAUUUUGCCUAUCGAACUGUGAAGUGUAUUAAAUCGCCGUUAGUCAAAGGAGUAGCAGCACUAUCAUACCGAUGAUACAUGUACGGGGCGGUGUUAUUUAUGUAGGCGUCAACUGCCGAUCGAAGCGGCGAACAAAGCAGGAUUUUUUAACUGCUGGCCAGUGUCGAACAGAAAAGGCUUUCGAAGGCAGGGAUCACCUUAUUGCCAAGCAAAGGUUGGCCAUGUUUAGUAUAUGUGUUUGUUCUCCUAUAUACCUGGUCUCCUAUAUAUCUCUACGCACAGGCUAUAACUGUUCGUUCUUACGCCCACUCAUGUACAGUAGAGACUGGAAAGGUGAUGAGAAUACGUUUCUACUGUACAGAGGCGGUGGCUGUUCCUGCUCCUAUCAUUGCUAUCCCAACGAUUCAGCUGCUCAGCUCAUCUGCGCGAGCCAUCACAGAUUGCUAGUCGCUGUAUGGCACAAUUUCUACGGACGCUGCCCAUUUGGGUGCCCGCCAAAUACCCGAAAAGUGCAAAAGAAAGUGUUGAAUGUUUGGGUUCGUUGCGUCUCACUAGCGUCUGUGCGGUUUUGCUGUAUUCACUAGUCGCGCGCGCACCGUAGCGGCGUCUCUAGAAGCGGGCUCGUUUUGUAUGUGACUAGUGGGCUUGUUGGUUGGUUGACGUCCGUUCGUUCCAGCAUUGUGGAGGCAAGGGCAAAAAGGUUUCGGCAGUUGCCUUCGAAGGAUUGGACAUGGUCCGCGCACCGGCCAGCGGGCAGCGGGCAUCGGACGCAUCGUUAAAUCAUCGAUGAAUGCCAUGGUCGGCUGCGCCUGUCUAUGCAUCGGCUGAUACAGCCUCCGCGGCCGCCCUUGUGUUGUUGUUGUUGUUGUUGUUGUUGUUUCCACUGUCGUUGUUAUUGUGAUGUGUUGGAUGCGGGAACAGCGAGAGGAGAGCAAGCAUCCUACAGGAACUAACGCUACUAUCGGACUGCGACGAAAGAUCUGGCCAGCGGGCCAUGUCCGUUCACUGUUGCUGCUGCUACUGUCGCUGCUGCAUUGCAUUGCAUUGCAGUGCAGUGCUGGGUGAAAGGGGCCUUUCCGCGCUGGUCGAGAGCAAGGGAUGGCGCGCAAGAGACAACGUUUGUCAGACCAGCCCGCCUGGACUGGCUGGCUUACUGGCGGACUGGUGCCUGGCGGUUCGUUUAGCCGUCGCUACCGAAGGAGACGGCUGCAGCGAGACAGCUGCCUAUGUCCUCGCUGCUAUUGGUGUUGUAUUCUCGCUGCGUGUAGGGGUAUUUAACGGACCGGGCAACUGGUGCCAGAUCAGUGUGCAGUGUGUUGUGUGUGUACCUUGUCGACCGUCGGAUACAACGGAUAAACCGGACAGCCAUCAUGAGGGUCUUCGGCGGACUCUUGGCGCUUGUUGGCGCCACUGCAGUGGCGCACGCUGGUGGCCACGGCUGGGAGCCGCACGGCCACGUGCAUGAAGUGGUUAAGUACGUGCACAAGAUUGUGCCUGUGCCCAAGCCCAUCCCAGUGCCGAAACCGUUCCCUGUGCACAAGUACGUACCGAUUCCACAUCUCAUCCAUGUACCUAAGCCAGUGCCGGUGCCCGUUAAGGUGCCAGUGGUAAAGAAGAUCCCGAAGAUCGUGCACGUGCCGAAGGUCGUGCCAGUGCCAAAGCCGGUCCCUGUCCCACAUCAUGUGCCAGUCCCGGUGCCUGUGCCCGUUUACAAGCAUGUCCCAGUGCCCGUCUACAAGCACGUCCCCGUCCCUGUCGUGAAGCACGUUCCCGUGCCUGUCAAGGUGCCCAAAUUUAUUCCCGUGCCAGUGCACAAGAUCAUCAAGGUGCCUAAACCAAUUGCCGUCCCAGUGAAAGUGCCCGUCUUCAAGGAGGUCAUUGUCAAGAAGCCCGUUGAGGUUGGAGUACCCGUUUACAUUAAGAAGAAGAAGAUUGAGCAUCACGGAUGGUAAACUGCUUGUGAGAAGCAUCACGUCUAAUGGGAAACGAAACACGACAAUAACGAUAAUAUGCGGAUUAUUUACUGCCAAUAUGUACUAUGCACUAACGAGUAUCAAACCGCCAAAAAAGGGGCACGUGCCCCUUCUCCAAAAUCCUCCUAUGACUGCUUGCGAAAGUACAAUGAGAUCGUUGGUGCACGAAUCGCGCGCUUCCGCACCGGAAUUUACCCUCGAAUUAAGUGGCGUGGCGUGUGCGCGAUGUCCUUAAUGGGAUGAAUUUAUGUUACAUCAGGAUUGUCCUGACGAGAAGUAGGGAAGCAAGGAGAAUCAACGUAAACGAUGUCUUUCACCUAUGUCCUUCAAAAUCAGUAGGAACCCUAAGCUACGUCCUACCACAUCGAAGUUGAAACCUACAGACGGAGAAACACCAUAAUGUCAAAAGUGAAACCAACCAUACGAACGGGAAUGAAUAUCGAAACGAGAUCAUAGAGAUAUGCCGUCCAA
This is a messenger RNA of Varroa destructor (honeybee mite), 2818 nucleotides long. RefSeq lists its product as uncharacterized. NCBI's taxonomy places the organism in Eukaryota, Metazoa, Arthropoda, Arachnida, Mesostigmata, Varroidae. The record is from RefSeq and is a predicted model, not a curated record.